Photinus pyralis (common eastern firefly) is the source of this 550-nucleotide messenger RNA. RefSeq names its product probable salivary secreted peptide. The record is from RefSeq and is a predicted model, not a curated record. The transcript has 3 exons. NCBI's taxonomy places the organism in Eukaryota, Metazoa, Arthropoda, Insecta, Coleoptera, Lampyridae. Bases 52 to 507 code for a protein of 151 amino acids.
AUUCGGUUAAAAGGUCGUCGACAAUUAUAUUACGUGGUGGAUGCUGUGAAAAUGCAUCGAUUAAUUAUUGCGUUUGUAUUACUUGUGUCGUGUACUUGUUAUAUAAACACAAAGAAGCCCCUCAAUAACACUAGAUUGAAGGUGAGCCGCAGUCUGCAAAAUUCUUCAAUUUCUUUGAAAAUCGUGGAUAAACAGCAUCAUUUAUUUAUAGGGCGAUGUAUCCCUUUGGAUGAUGUAUUACAUAGCGAGAACUUAAUUUUAAAUAAUGACGGAAAAAGUCAAGUCAAUGCUACUAUCCGAAUGAGCGUUGAAGGGUCUGUUUAUAUAACUUGCGUAAAAGUCUUAGACCAAGUUUCUGACGGUGAGGGUGCUUAUCCGAGUUUUGUAGGCGGCGGAGUUGGCCAUAAUUAUGUCAUAUUUAAUGUAACAGCCGCUUAUGGGAGAGGUUUCAAUUUUUAUGUCGAAAUUAAAGGAUAUUCCUUAGACGAAAAUGAUGGUGAUGUUUGAAUAUUUAUUAUUAAUCAUAAUAAAGUAGAUAAUAUCAAUAAAU